AUGGCUCGCUCGCUGCACCUCCUCCUGGUCACCCUCAGCGUCGUGCUGCUGCUCUCCGGCCCGGCCGCUGCGCAAGGCUUCGGCAGCCGCCUCCUCCGCACCUUCUUCGUGUUCGCCGAACAGCCCCUGUCGUCGUCCGUGGCCGAGGCCAACGGCUGGUCCCGCCUCUCGUCGACCUGCGACCCCGACGUGGGCUACGCCUACGCCCAGUCCCCCAGCGGCCCCACCAGCCUCUCCCCCGUCACCCUCUACUACACCGCCGCCGGCCAACUUUCUGGCUUUGGCGUCCGCGUGUCGGGUAAGAUCGAGCAGAACCUGGUCAACCACGGCUUCUGGCGUCGCGUGGCGGGCCAGUCCGACACCUACGACAUCUACAUCCGCACGCGCGAUGCCAAGUUCAUGUGCUCGGGCGCCAAGUCGCUCGACGUGAUCGGCGAUCGGUUGGAGAUCAACUCGUUCUUCACCGUGCCGCUCAACCAGUCGGUGGCGGUCAAGCAGGGCUGGGCGCCGGGCAACUGCAUCGGCCGAAUGGGCAUCCACCACUCGUUUGAUCUGGCGGCCUUCGGCGGCAACUCCUGGAACGCGUCGACCCUGGUUCCCGUGCAACCUAUGUACGACGCCCAGCGCCACACCAUCAACGCCAUCCUCUUCAACAUGCCGCACGCGGAAUAUACCGAGCCCAUUGGCAUGUUCGAGGGUCCGUUCACCAACGGCCUCUUCUGCAAGAACUGGUGCGCCGACUCAGGUUGCACGUUCGACAUUGGCUUCCACCUGUGGAGCACGAUGCACUUCCACUUUGUCGACCCGUCGACGAUCUCCUGCACCGGCUCGCCCUGCGUCUUGUAA
Acanthamoeba castellanii str. Neff is the source of this 846-nucleotide messenger RNA. RefSeq lists its product as uncharacterized. The coding region runs from base 1 to 846 and encodes 281 amino acids. The record is from RefSeq and is a predicted model, not a curated record. Lineage: Eukaryota; Discosea; Longamoebia; Acanthamoebidae. The transcript is spliced from 3 exons.